Molecule: messenger RNA, 1871 nt
Organism: Vitrella brassicaformis
Lineage: Eukaryota; Vitrellaceae
Source: the annotation of a GenBank genome assembly
CUCAGGACCGUGCGGCAAGUGUUUUGACCCUUGUUGUGCCUCCCGCUGCUUGCUGUUUUGUUUGAGGCCUCCUCAGCCGAGGAAAUGCGCAUAGCCGAUUCCCAGUCACACACAGAGAGGAGAAGAGGAGAAAGAGCAGACUGAAUGCAUGGCCAUCCUCGCCUCACCUCCAGCAGCACAUCUGUCGGGAGAGAGCAGCACCAUCAGUUCAUCAGCAGGUCGGGCGGUCGCAGCCACCAUCACGGCGGGUCAUCGUGCUCCAUCCAGGACAACAACAGAAAGGAGGACAUCUGGCUGGCGUAUGGGGCGCUGAUGAGUCUGUAUGCCAGCCGACAUCUGCUUGUUGAUGAUACGCAUGACGUCGGUGAGUGAGAGAGAGAGAUCGUGCGAAUGGAGAGAGAGAACGGACAGAAGAGAGAGCUGCUUUGUGUGUGGUCUGUGCCUGCAGAUACGAUUGCAUCCACAGUUGGCGUCGCGCUGGGCCUCUCUCUGAAGGUGGCGACCAUCACGCCCGACACGCUGCCUGCCCACCUCUUCACCACCUACGCCAACCACCCCCUACCGCAGCCGUCCUCACGGCAGCUGGUGACCGCGUCGUCAUCCGUCAGCCACCCGCAGGCAUCGCCGGCAGCCAAGAGCGCCUUCGUCCUGCCGCACGUCCUCAUCCUGCUCAGCAUCCACGAGGCCUCGUUUGCCCUGCAACGGGCCCUCGUGUCCCUCAUCCAUGACAAGAAGCUGCGCGUCGCCACGGACCACCAUCACCCGCACUAUCGCGAUUUCACGCUCCCGGAGCCCUUUCUGCUGGUGGGUGUGGUGCGCUUCCCGGGCCUGCUGCUGCCGCGGCUGCUGGAUGAGUGUUUGGUGUGGGUGCGGGGCGGGGAGAGGGAGAGGGAGAAGGCUCGUCGGCUGCCUGACCUGGGCGUGUUGCGGCAAGACGAUAGCGAGACCGUCAGCAAGAUCAGAAGCGUCCAUGUCAGGUAAGCACAAAGUAGGGAGGAAGAGAUGGAUGGAUGGAUAAAUGGAUAGAUGGAUGGAUGGAUGGAUGGCGGUCGGUUCCGAUUGUCGACGCUCUAUCGUGUCGUGUUGAUUGCAGCCUUGGGAUAACUCAGUACAUCCGUGACAUUGUCAACCACCUCCUCGUGUCGCCUCUGGUGAGAGAGAGUGACUGACAUGUAUCCCGUGGCCAGGAGGGACUACAAGAAGGCGUCUACUUGCAUGUGUGUGUGUGUGUGUGUGUGUGUCCGUCAGGCCCGUGGCGGUCCCCCCCUAGGCACUGUGCGAGCGCUGGAAGUCGCCUCACGGUGGGCACGCAGAGAGAGUGGCUGAACGGGACGCACAGUCCAUGUGAGUGUAUCUAUCAACUGGUAGGAUCGAGGCCUUCUGUCGUCGGAGCAUCUGCGUCACGCCCACACACGUCAAGUCUGUGGUGAGAAAGACUGAAAGUCUUUCACAAGCCAACAGACUCUACCCUGAGGCUCCCACCUGAAGAGUGCUUUCAUAUGCAGGCGCCUCUGGUGCUGUCACAUCGCAUUCAGACCGUCCUCACCCAGCCGCCCACCGCGGCACAGCAAGACGACGGCAUCACCACCAGCACCGACAAGAAGCCCUCGCGCCUGUUCCUACCCCGACAGCGGAGGGGCUCACACAUCGCUGCGGCCAGAGAGCGGGAGAGCGAGCAGGAAGACUUUGAUGGCGACGGCCAUGGUGCUGCUGAGGUGGUGACGCAUGUAGACGUGGCCAAGAUGGCGCGAGUAGAGGGGGGUGAGGGCAGUGGCAGCUGGGUGGUUGACCCGAGUGAGGCGGUGCUGUGGACACUCAAGUGUGUGGCACCGCCGUGUUGAUAGAUGGAUGGAUGGACGGACGGAUGGACG